CACACUAUAGCUGAACGUCUCCACCUAGCUGAACGUCUCCACACUUGCUAAACGUCUCCACACAAUAGCUGAACGUCUCACACUAUAGCAGGAACGCCUCCACACUAUAGCUGAACGUCUCAACACUAUAGCUGAACGUCUCCACACUAGCUAAACGUCUCCACACAAUAGCUGAACGUCUCACAUAUAGCGGAACGUCUCCACACUAGCUGAACGUCUCCACACUAGCUAAACGUCUCCACACUAGCUAAACGUCUCCACACUAUAGCGGAACGCCUCCACACUAUAGCUCAACGCCCCCACACUAUAGCUGAACGUCUCCACACUAGCUGAACGUCUCAACACUAGCUGAACGCCCCCACACUAUAGCUGAACGCUUCAGCACUAUAGCUGAACGUCUCCACACUAGCUGAACGUCUCCACACUAUAGCGGAACGCCCCCACACUAUAGCUGAACGUCUCCACACUAUAGCUGAAAGUCUCCACACUAGCUGAACGCCUCCACACUAUAGCUGAACGCCACCACACUAUAGCUGAAUGCCUCCACACUGUAGCUGAACGCAUUAGUUACAAAACACCUCGACAAACGCAGCCUUUCCUUCCUGUGCUUCGCUAAAAACAGACAUUUGGUAGACGAACGAAAGUGUUGGGUAGUUACGGCUGACGAGGAACUACUCUCAUGUUUGGUGCUGACGAACCUUCUGCUGUGACUUCUGCAUCGUACUAAUGGCGGAGUUGCCGGGGAUGACAGUGGGCGUCUCCCCCAUAUUGCUGCUGCUAGUCGUCUGCACCCUCUCCACUGGAGGAUGGGCAGGCGGUGGUGAUGCAAUCAAUACCAAGCGAGGCGUGGAGGACCAGGAGCUGCACCAGCACCCCGAGGCCCUCCAUCCUCCACACUCGCCCACUCCACUACGGGUAACACCACUUCACAGUCGAGUUGGAGCUCUAAGUGACACUGACACCCUGGGUGCUGACCCCCACACUUCACUGGAUAAAGGUCACACGUCGGGGUUGUCGCUCAGCUCGUCACCACACUCUCCAAGGUCUUCCACUUCACAGCAAUUCUUCCAAUCGUCUUCCCUUUAUCAACCCAGUCUGAAGACCAGCCAGGUGUCUUGGGCCACUGGGGGCCGCACGACGGCUGGGCGACAACCAUAUCAUCUAUCAGAGCUUCCACCGUCGUCCCCUCCUCCACAAGUUCCUUUGUGGCCCGACCCUCCACCUGCAGCACCACCGUCAUCGACACCUGCUGCAGAAGCGUCUCCUACACUCUCUUCUACAACUCACUCCUCCACCACAGGUGCCAGGAACCGCGGAUCACUGCUCACUAAUCACAACACACAAAGAAAACUCGCCUGCAGCAAGACUUCUUUACCUUAAGCGGAAGCCGGAAGCACCGGCGGGUAUCGCAGGACGGCCUCACAGCCAGCCGGGGCAACAGGAAGCACCACCAGCCACCGGACUUCAGCGGGAAUGCAAGAUACGAAAUCCAAUAUCCAGGUUGAUAGAGGCAAAUUACCUUCACGUAAAAGAUUUAAAGGAUUCCUAAAUAAUAGAGAUACCAUCAAUGUUAGAUUGAUUGACUUCAUCAACGAGGAUAGUGAAGAAUAUCUACAAGACGACUCUGACAUCUGGAAUACUGGAGAAAAUACUCAAAAUGUUCCAGAAUUAUUGUCUGGAAAAAGAAACGUCACAGGCCAGGCUCUUCAGCAGACUCCCGGGGAUUCAAAGGAAACUCGACAUGAGAAAUUGACACGAAAUUUUCCGGCUCAGUUGACGGAACAAGGAGAGUCAACAGAAGCGUUCUCUGAAGACUUCACAGAGACUCAGUUAAGGGAAGGAGAAGGAACAGAGAAGAAAAACAAGGAUGGAGUAAAAAACAAAGCAAACAGAGGCAUCGACAGCUUGACUGAUUCGACAGACAACUCCAAAGACCUCGGCCUCAACGGCACAGCUUUAGACAGACCUCAAAAAGUCAACCUUGACACUCUGGAGAUGGAACUGUCUGAGAAAGAUGAGGAAGCAACAAGUGAUCUCUUACUGGCUAUAUCAAUCUUGCAGCACCACCUUGUGCCAGACACGUCGGGGCCGAGGCAAGAGACCAACACACAACCUCCUCUGCCGCCAACAGCCCUUUCCCUCAGCCACUCGUGGAUCGGUCAAGGUUCUCCGAUAACCUUGAACGUCAGCAAGGUUUCAAGCCCAUCCGCAGUGCAGGAAAGUAACAAAAAAUACAACAUUGAGAUAUUUGACCCGUUACCGCCAGGCUCUGAUGAAACUACAGCAGAAACGGAAGCAGUCAUCGAGGAGACCAACCUACAGCAAACUAGUCUCCAGGAUGGGCCAGAUAUGAGGGAACGGGGGUCAUCCAGGUACCGCUGGUUCGUGCUGGUCCUGGACGGUAACUGUUCUGUCAUCAAGCAACGAAUGACCACCUUCGUCACCUUCCUGAAGGCGGCACUCUCGGCCAAGCUUACUGUGGACUACAAUGACGUAUAUGUGCCGUCGGUGUUCUGCGACAACACCUUCAUGGUCAACAUUAGCCUAGACAUACAUCAAUUCCCUCAAGUAGAGGUGAGGCUAAGAAAGCUGGCAGAGGCCAACACCACACUCUUGGAAAUCUCUGAGGAGAUCUUCUACUUGGAGAAGAUUCUAACUAAGAGGACUGACGAAGAGGAUCAAGAUUUCCAACCAGUAAUCAAGAAGACUGACGAUGUAGAACUUGUUAUCUACAUCGCUGUGGGCUGCAUGUGCGUGUUCAUCCUGUUGUCUGUGGUGAUCGUGAUGCUGAUACGUGUGUGUAGGCAGGAGGGCGACCCGCUUGACCUGGGCAAACCUCACCCUCACCAGAUCAUCCCUCGCUCCCUCGACUUCCCUAUAUAGAGACCUAAUGUUAUAUACUCCCACAGAUUCAGCCAAGCACUGAUCCCGGGUAAGUGUGGGCGGCGCGGUCUGGAAGAUGGUCAAGUGGGCGGCAGCGGCGGCAGCGGCGGCAGCAGCAGCAGUAGUGGGGUGGCGGUGGUGGCGGUGGGCGGCGGAGGUCGCGGUUCACUUCUCAGGUACGACCCAGAGGUGGCGGGAGAGGUGAUAGUGACGGGAGACGAGGUGUACAGCAUCUCCGCCAUGGCUGACGACUCCUACAGCGACCGUCGAGCACUUGUCCCCGCUAGGAGGAGGACCAGACACAUUCCCGGCGAGGACGUCAUCCUCGAGGAAGACCUUGCCGAAGAAGAAGAGGAAGAAGAAGAGGAAGAGAGGAGGAGGAGAGUUGCUGAUCUGCCAGAGGACGAGGUACUCCUGGAAACCCAAACAUGGACGACGAGGGUGAAUCGGCCCAAGAUCAUCGACCCACUGAGACCUUAAGGGCUGUCUCUUCCUCCCGGGGCACCGUGAGGGCUGUGUU
This is a messenger RNA of Homarus americanus (American lobster), 3403 nucleotides long. RefSeq lists its product as uncharacterized. The record is from RefSeq and is a predicted model, not a curated record. NCBI's taxonomy places the organism in Eukaryota, Metazoa, Arthropoda, Malacostraca, Decapoda, Nephropidae. The transcript is spliced from 5 exons. Bases 1474 to 2883 code for a protein of 469 amino acids.